GGCGACAUGGGCACCACUCGUCGGGCUGUGCGUGCUCAACCGUUCAUCCGUCCACAGCCAUGUUGGGCUGUACAUGACAUGACGCGCAAUUGUCCUGCGCUGGCCAGAUCGCUCGCACCUCACCAUGGUCUACUACGGCGUGCUGAGCAAAGGCUGUCAGCGCUGCCGCAGACGCAAGGUCAAGUGCGAUGAGCAGAAGCCGGGUUGCUUGCGCUGCCACAAGUCCGACGUGCCGUGUCCGGGAUAUCGCGACCCGGACACUGUGCGGUUUAGAGACGACACCAGGCGAACGAUGCUCAAGGCCAGAGGGCGGCGGACGCAGGCGUCAGAUGGGACUCAAGUCGGCGGGCAAGUUGUGUUGAGCCCGUGUCUGUCCGCACGUGCUUCUGGGAACGGCAGCGGGAGUUCCAUUCCCCCAGCCAUACCUGUGUCCCACCACGAGCUCAGCGUGAGCUUCUAUUUUGCCAAGUAUGCAUUUCACGAGGUUCCACUCUCCGAAGCCUACCGAAGCUGGCUCACAGGGUCGUACCAUGACGCCCCAGUCCUGAGCGCUGCCAUCGAGGCUGUCGGGAUGGCUGGCCUGGCAAAUGUCUCACUCGCACCCCAUCUUGAGAUUCAAGCAAGGAAACGCUAUUCUGAAGCACUGGCUUCCACUCAGAAAGCAUUGAACGAUGCAUCUAGCGCGGCUGACGACACCACACUGAUGGCUGUGAUCCUGCUGGGCUUGUUCGAGACGUUGAGCUUCCGCGGCGGCGACCAGUAUUGCUGUUGGGAGACGCACGUUAAAGGUGCCUUGGCGCUGCUUGAGAUUCGCGGACGGGAGCAGUUCGCUCGCGAGCGCGGGGGCCAGCUCUAUACCCAGAUUCGCUCCCAGAUUCUGUCAGUUUACAUGCAGCGGAGCUCGGGCGUGCCGAGGGCACUUGAACGGGCGGCACGCAGCUUCCAGACAAGCAGCCUCAGGCAACGCUGGCGGAGAAGCAACAUUGCCACUCCGAGCUCAAUUUUUGAAAUUUCGUUUCGAAUCGUAAACCUGCGUGCCGCAAUGCUCGGCAGAGACGCGCAGCUGGACCGAAAAUCUGCUAGGGAGGCUGCGUUGGAUAUUGACCGGGAGCUCCAAGCGUGGAAGGAGUCCUUGCCGGGAGAGUGGAACUACCAAGAUGAAAUCCUCGACACUGCUUUGGAUGACGGCUUUGGUGGGAGGAGGCACGCUUAUCCUAGCCUAUGGAAUGCCGAGGUGUGGAAUAAUUGGCGUCUUGUCCGAGUGCUCGUCAGCCGCGUCCUCCUGGACACCAGCACAGAGAAUGAUGACGAGCCAAAACCGGGAUCAAGCGUGGCCAGUAUUGUCUCAAGGAUCCAGCAGCUUUCCGAAGACAUUUGCAUAUCGGCCAACGCUUUGAUGGAUACGUCACGUAUCCUCUCGCUCAUUCGGCCGCUGUGCGUCGUCGCCAUGGAAGAGCCGAAUAGAACAAAUGUACGAUUCUACGCCGUCGACCGGUUGCGUCGAAUUGGGUCGUUGAUGGGCGUGAGGCAAGCGGUGCUGCUGGCCGAUACGGUGACGCGCAGCCUUGAGGAGUCGCUGCGGGACGAGUCGACAUGCCAUUCCACUUGCUGGGACGUGCCCUUGAUGCCAUUCUGUUAGCAAUAAAGCGAAGCUUGAAAAAAAAAAACGGCCGUCGUCUUCGGACGGCGCGGCUCAGAGUGGGCGAGGACACAGUCGAUGUUGUCUGGAACGGUUUGGAGCGAGCUGAAGCAGGCGCUCUGCCACUUGGCAGACAUCAAUCAGCCCAUGGCGGGGACUCUCAACGAGAAGGCCAAGACGGUAGCGUCGGUCCAAGAGUCGAGCAACGUCUUGGAGUGACAAUGGUACCAUCUCCAGCGUCGCCUGUUUGCUGGGCCGGGCCAAUGAAUGUCGCUGAGGUCCGCCGAGGCCCCGGCGGUGCUCGGCUUGCAAGUCGUCGACGGGCGGCGAGUGGGAGGAAGCAGGGGAGCAAUUCGAGUUGGUGGCUCGUAACGGCCCAAAAGCAAAACGCCAUGGCUAGAGAAGCCCCCUACGUCGUCGGGUCGGCAAGCAAACGACAAGCACCACGUAGCUUGAUGGCAUUGUGCCACUUCGCAGGCCACGCGACGGUGGCAAAGAAUCACCGGCCCCUUCCGAAGCGACCCCAACGGUUCUCUCUCUCCAGUCUUGGCGUCGGCGGCGUUGGCAGCCAGCGGCAGGGCGAGGAAGGGCAUCACGGUACUCCCUGUACAUAUCCUCGAUUUCUACGUGGGCCCCGCGCAGGCGUGAAUCGACCCUGGACGUGCCGUUUUGGAGUCGAGGAACGGGGGUCCGAGGGUCUAGACCGCGUCAACCCAUGUCGCGAACGAGGCAAGAGAAGGCGGCAGAAGACGGUCGCAAGUCAUGACAUCACCGUGGGCCACCCACGAGCACGCAGGAGAGGCCCCCGUCCCUGCAAGCUGUCGAACCCGCAGUGCUGUGUCUGCGCCACAGCUGCAGAGUGGUGCCUUGACAGGACGCCC
Messenger RNA from Purpureocillium takamizusanense, 2520 nucleotides. RefSeq lists its product as uncharacterized. Lineage: Eukaryota; Fungi; Ascomycota; Sordariomycetes; Hypocreales; Ophiocordycipitaceae. Gene Ontology annotation, molecular function: DNA-binding transcription factor activity, RNA polymerase II-specific; zinc ion binding. The record is from RefSeq and is a predicted model, not a curated record. Gene Ontology annotation, biological process: regulation of DNA-templated transcription. The transcript is spliced from 5 exons. The coding region runs from base 125 to 1639 and encodes 504 amino acids.